Bipolaris oryzae ATCC 44560 is the source of this 3900-nucleotide messenger RNA. RefSeq lists its product as uncharacterized. Gene Ontology annotation, biological process: intracellular protein transport; post-Golgi vesicle-mediated transport; phospholipid translocation. Gene Ontology annotation, cellular component: plasma membrane. Bases 1 to 3900 code for a protein of 1299 amino acids. The transcript has 4 exons. The record is from RefSeq and is a predicted model, not a curated record. NCBI's taxonomy places the organism in Eukaryota, Fungi, Ascomycota, Dothideomycetes, Pleosporales, Pleosporaceae. Gene Ontology annotation, molecular function: magnesium ion binding; ATP binding; ATP hydrolysis activity.
AUGGCCAGCAGGCCGCCAGGUGGACCGCCUCAUAGCGACAAUCUCAUUGACUUUGACGACCACCAGCCCGCAUACAAUUCGGGCGCACCGCCCCCCACCGGCGACCACAACCUCCUGCACCGCUACGACAUUGACGCUUCAGACGCCCCGCCACAAGGCCGGCCCUCGGUCUCGUAUGAUGACUUUACCUCGGACCUGAACAACUACCAGCGCUACUCUGAUGCCGACAUCCCCCACGACGACGACGCCUCGGCACAGGGCUACUACGCCUCCGGGGGCGCAUACGACCAGGCCUCGCCAGGCGUCACCCGCGGCGGCUCCAAGAACGCCCACAACAGGAACAGCAUCCUCAGCCUCGGCGGCGGCCUGACCGGACGUGUCAAGAACAUGCUGGGCCGCGGCUCAGAGUACUCAGAAAUGGACAUGCCCUUGACCGAGAACGCCGCCCACCCGCAGCAGCCCGGCGCAAACGAGCCCGCCAGCGCCUACGAUGACGGCGCACCCGACCCUUCGACCCUCGGCCCCCGCAUCAUCCACCUCAAUAACCCGCCCGCAAACUCGGCCAACAAGUACGUCGACAACCACAUCUCGACGUCCAAGUACAACGUUGUCACCUUCCUGCCAAAGUUUUUGUAUGAGCAGUUUUCCAAAUACGCCAAUCUCUUCUUCUUGUUUACCGCCAUCCUCCAACAGAUUCCUGGCAUCUCGCCCACCUCGCGAUUCACCACAAUCGUCCCGCUCUGCAUUGUUUUAUUCGUAUCCGCCGUCAAGGAAUACAUUGAAGACUACCGGCGGAAACAGUCUGAUUCGGAACUCAACAACUCAAAGGCUCAAGUUCUGAAGGGUUCUACCUUUGUAGACACCAAGUGGGUCAAUGUCGCAGUGGGAGAUAUUGUGCGCGUUGAAUCCGAGCAGCCCUUUCCUACCGAUCUCGUCCUUCUCGCAUCUUCCGAGCCCGAGGGUCUUUGCUACAUCGAAACUGCCAACCUGGACGGCGAGACAAACCUCAAGAUCAAGCAGGCUAUUCCCGAGACUGCCGACUUUGUCAGUCCGGCAGAACUCGCAAGACUAGGCGGCAGAAUCCGAUCCGAACAACCCAACAGCAGUCUCUACACCUACGAAGCCACCUUGACCAUUGCCGCAGGCGGAGGAGAGAAGGAGCUGCCUUUGGCACCCGAUCAGCUACUGCUGCGUGGCGCUACGUUGCGAAAUACACCCUGGAUUCAUGGCGUGGUCGUCUUUACCGGACAUGAAACGAAGCUCAUGAGGAACGCUACGGCUACGCCUAUCAAGACCACGGCCGUAGAGAGGAUGGUCAACAGGCAAAUUCUUAUGCUGGUGAUAAUCCUCAUCUGUCUUAGCAUCAUUAGUUCCAUCGGCGAUGUCAUCAUACAAUCUACUCGGGGAGGUAACCUCACCUACCUCUAUCUCCCUGGUUUCAACGGUGCCAAGCAGUUCUUCCGUGACCUGCUGACCUACUGGGUCCUGUACUCCAACUUGGUUCCCAUCUCGCUCUUCGUAACAAUCGAAAUCGUAAAGUACUACACUGGAAGUCUGAUCGACUCUGACCUCGACAUCUACUACGAACCAACCGACACACCUGCCAAAUGCCGAACUUCGUCUCUCGUCGAAGAACUCGGCCAGAUCGAGUACAUCUUUUCUGACAAGACAGGGACAUUGACAUGUAACAUGAUGGAGUUCAAGCAGUCUACCAUUGCCGGUAUUCAGUAUGCCGAUGAGAUUCCCGAAGACCGACGUGCGACAAUGGAAGACGGGGUUGAGGUUGGGAUUCACGACUUCAAGCAGCUCGAGCAGAACCGACAAUCGCAUCACAACAAGCACAUCAUUGACCAGUUCCUCACCCUUCUUGCGACAUGCCAUACCGUCAUUCCCGAAAUGAAAGGGGAAAAAGGCGCCAUCAAGUACCAAGCUGCCUCUCCUGAUGAGGGUGCUUUGGUUGAAGGCGCCGUGACUCUGGGUUACAGGUUCAUUGCACGAAAACCGCGCGCUGUCAUUAUCGAGGUCGACGGCCGUCAACUGGAGUACGAACUCUUGGCUGUCUGUGAAUUCAACUCGACAAGAAAGAGAAUGUCUACCAUCUUCCGCACGCCCCAAGGCAAGAUUGUAUGCUUUACCAAGGGUGCCGAUACUGUCAUCUUGGAGAGACUUUCAAAGGACAAUCCGUAUGUGGAGGCGACGCUGACACAUCUGGAAGAAUACGCAUCCGAGGGUCUCCGCACUCUCUGUCUGGCCAUGCGUGAGAUUCCAGAGGACGAAUUCCAAGAAUGGUGGUCGAUUUUCAACACUGCGCAGACAACCGUCAGUGGCAACCGUGCCGAAGAGCUGGACAAGGCCGCCGAACUCAUUGAACAUGACAUGACUCUUCUAGGAGCAACUGCUAUCGAGGACAAGCUGCAAGACGGUGUACCAGACACCAUUGCGACUUUGCAAUCCGCCGGCAUCAAGGUCUGGGUCCUGACUGGCGAUCGCCAAGAGACUGCCAUUAACAUCGGCAUGAGCUGCAAGCUGAUUAGCGAGGACAUGAGUCUUCUGAUCAUCAACGAGGAAAACAAGGAAGCCACGCGAGACAACAUCCGCAAAAAGUACCAAGCCAUUACUAGUCAGAGUCAAGGCGGGGCCGAAAUGGAUGUCCUCGCUCUGGUCAUUGACGGCAAAUCACUCACCUACGCCCUUGAACGCGAUCUCGAAAAGGAAUUCCUGGAUCUCGCCGUCAGAUGCAAGGCUGUCAUCUGCUGCCGUGUCUCUCCCCUCCAAAAGGCUCUCGUCGUCAAGCUCGUCAAGCGCCAUCUCAAGUCGAUUCUGUUGGCCAUUGGUGAUGGAGCUAACGACGUUUCUAUGAUCCAGGCAGCCCACGUUGGUGUUGGUAUCAGCGGUGUCGAAGGUCUCCAGGCAGCUCGUAGUGCAGAUAUUGCCAUUGGUCAAUUCCGCUACCUCCGCAAGCUUCUGCUCGUCCACGGUGCAUGGAGUUACCAGCGUGUCAGCAAGGUCAUUCUAUACUCUUUCUACAAGAACAUUGCCAUGUUCAUGACACAGUUCUGGUACUCUUUCCAAAACGGCUUUUCCGGACAGAUCAUCUACGAGUCGUGGACCCUUACCUUCUACAACGUCUUCUUCACCGCAGCGCCGCCUUUUGUGCUUGGUAUUUUUGACCAGUUUGUGAGUGCAAGAUUGUUGGACCGAUACCCGCAACUCUACCGCCUUAGUCAGUCGGGUGUGUUCUUCAGGAUGCACUCGUUCUGGUCUUGGGUCGGCAACGGCUUCUACCACUCGCUCAUUCUCUACUUUGGCGCCCAGGCCUUCACCAUCCGGGACUGGCCGCAGUGGGAUGGCCGCAAUGCCGGUCAUUGGGUCUGGGGUACGGCAGCUUACACUGCUAAUCUUGCAACUGUGCUACUCAAAGCCUCGCUCAUUACCAACAUCUGGACAAAGUACACUGUGCUGGCUAUCCCAGGUUCGAUGCUUCUCUGGUUCAUCCUUAUGCCCAUCUAUGCCAUUGUAGCGCCCAAGGCCGGCAUCUCGCACGAGUUUGUUGGUGUCAUUGAGCGACUCUUCCCCGACCCGCGAUUCUGGGCCAUGCUGGUGGUACUACCGCCGCUUUGCUUGAUCCGAGACUUUGCGUGGAAGUACGCAAAGAGGAUGUACUUUCCGCAGAGCUACCACCACGUUCAAGAAAUUCAAAAGUACAACAUUCAGGAUUAUCGACCACGAAUGGAACAGUUUCAGAAAGCCAUCCGAAAGGUACGACAGGUACAGCGUAUGCGCAAACAGCGAGGCUAUGCAUUCUCGCAGACGGACGAGUCGCAGGCGAGGGUCCUACAAGCAUACGAUACGACACAACAGAGAGGAAGAUAUGGAGAGAUGGCGAGUUCGCGGAAAUAG